Closterium sp. NIES-65 is the source of this 744-nucleotide messenger RNA. NCBI's taxonomy places the organism in Eukaryota, Viridiplantae, Streptophyta, Zygnematophyceae, Desmidiales, Closteriaceae. The record is from the annotation of a GenBank genome assembly.
AUGAGGCGGCACCCCUCCGUGGCGUCUGUCACGCCCUCUCGCACCAUCACAUGCCGCACCAUCACUGUUGCCGACUCUUACAAGUCUCUCAAGUUGCCCCACGCCCGUGCUGCCACUGCUGCCACUCCGGCUGGAGCGCCGAGCGACGGUGAAGGCACGGUGAUUGGGAUUGUGGUCAGCGGCGUGUGGUCGGAGCACCCCUCCUUUGACGACACUCUACCUUCCACCCCUCCCCCCCCCCACCAGGGCUACAGCCGCACACUCCCUGCCGGGUGGGCGGGCACGUGUCUGUGUCCCACUACAAGCGACUUUGCAUGUAACAACAAGAUCAUCGGAGGGUGCGUCUUCCAUGCGGGGUCUGCCGUCCGCUCUCCCCACGGGAUUCGGAUGGCCAUGGCACAUGGUGUGCCAGCAACGACCAACAGCGGCGUGGAGGUGCCUGGCGGAGGCACCAUUAGUGGCGUGGCUCCCCGGGCAUGCCUAACCAUCUACAAGGUGUACUGGCUUAACGUUGGCACCACAGUCACUAACGCCGUAGAUGUCUUUGCAGCCAUUGAUCAGGCUAUGGCGGAUGAUGUGGAUGUGAUCACCUUGUCCCUGGACAAUGUGAAUAGGAACAUGUACGAUGAUGAUUAUGCCAAGUGGAGCGUCACCUACUUUGACUAUGUGCCUUUCAUCGGCGCUCUUGCAGUGAGUAUGAGAGGCAUGCGGUGGGAGUGUGAGGGGCAUGCGGUGGGAGCGUGA